CAGUAUUAUGUAUACCAGCCAUGUGUUUAUACAUAUCAUUAAUAUAUAAGUUCGUGGAUGUGAAAAGAGGGCAUCUGUCUCCCAAACUCUAAAGUUGUGUAAUGUUUUCAUGCUUGGAUUUGUAAACUACGAUAAAAAUAAAUACAGAAAAAUACUAACAUAGACAAAUUGAAACAAAACACGCGGGUGAAAAGAAUCCCGUGGUGUGAGGAAUCAAUUGUAAUAAAUCAACAUCGAACAACGUGCGUCAGAGGCAACCGUGAAUUGAACCACGAAGUCGCAGACAACAGUGAAGCGAACCACAACACAGCAUCCUGUUGUCAUGGUAACAAGCUGCUAAUGCCACGCUGUCUGUUGAUUGGCUAAAAUUACCCAACUAUAAUUAAUUCCAAAUAACAUCAGAUUCUUUGAUUUACGAGAUAAAGUAAUUGGUUGAUCGUAAUCAAAAAUCAGAGUUGUAUCGAUACACCAAAAAUGAAAGCAAUCUAAGCAAAAUUAGGCGAAAAGUGAAACUAAAACAAAUUUUGAAAUAAAAUCUUACUCAAAAGUAGUCAAAGAAAAGUGAACCCUUCUGAAAGAGGUUUUAGAAUGUUCUGAAAACAUUCAUCCCCUGUUUUCCCAUAUUUUUCCCUCCAAAGAAACUCAGUUGAAUGUUACUGGAAAAAUGCAAAACGCAGAUUCAACAGUGUGAUGGGAGUACAGAAAAUUUACACAUAUUCAAACAUGUAGAGGCUUUCUUUUUUAAUCGUGCGUGUUUGUGCGGGUGCGCGCGUCGGGUCCCAUGGAAAAAAAAAAGGGCCGAAAACAAUCGCAUUAAUUAAAACUUUUGACUUCAAAAUUUCGUGAUUGCGGGUCCUGAUGAUUCGGCCCGGAAAUGUUUUUAAUUUACUCUCGGAGUCGGCCUGUUGGGCUACAGUGUCUAGGAAUAAAGUUGAAAAGGUGUGACACACUGACAUUCGCAGUUUUUUUUAUCUCCAUGUAUCGAAAUAUAUAUGAAUAGAAUGUCUUCAUUUAAAUUUUAUUUGAAUUAAUUUAAUACAUCCAUGUGUUUAUUGAUUGUAAAAGUACAUGGAUAGAACAACGCAUCCCGUCCAAGCACGUCUUAUGAAUCACUGGAAACACGAUUCCGUUUAUUUGGAUGUUAAUUAUUAACAAUCGAAGUUUCGAUCUUCUCAAAAUUGAUAGAAAAUACUUUUGAGACUUUCAAGAAUUGUUGCUGCUAUUUCCUCAUGCGCAUGCGCAAACAUGUUGCCUUGCUUCACAUCCAUUAGAAUCGCGCAGCGAACGUCUUGGCUUUCAUUGUAAUCGCGUUCAUCGAUAAAUUUCUUUACAUGGUAUGAAGCCUAUAUUCAUGAACAUCAAAUGAGAUUGACAGAACAGAAUUGUUAACUUCAGACACAUCAUCAUUAUUAUUUAUCUUCUAAAAGACUAAGAAGGAAGAUGUUAUACAGAACAGAUAUAACCUUGUUUGCAUAAAUCUAUGUUGAAUUUUUGCGAACUGUGAUUAAUCUGUUGGAAGAAGAACAUUUCUAAAAAAAUUUUAUUUAUGUGAAAAACCUAAAGAAAUUCAAAGGAGUCAUUCUUUUCUUAAAGGCAUGCCAAAAGUGUUAGAAAAAUCCUACAACUGUGAUAUGUGUAAAAGGUCAUUUUGUAAGGCCAUUACACUCACUACUCACAAAUGUAUUAAUUCCCAUCACUGUGAUGUCUGUGGUAAAUCAUUUUCUCGUGCAGAUAGUUUAGCUUCACACAGAUUUACUCAUACAAGAGAAAAGCCACAUAGCUGUGGAAUUUGUGGUAAAUCAUUUUCUCAUAAACAUCAUUUAGUUAGACAUAACUAUGUUCAUACAGGAGAGAAACCAUAUCACUGUAAUAUCUGUGGUAACUCAUUCUCCGAUGGAAGUACCUUAACUAAACACAAACGUAUUCAUACAGGGGAGAAACCAUAUCGCUGUGAAAACUGUGGCAUAUCAUUCUCUCAGAUUAUUCACUUAACAAGACACAUAAAAAGUCACACAGGAGAAAAACCAUACAAAUGUGAUUUCUGUGAUAAAUCGUUCUCUCAAACAUAUAUUUUAGCUAAACAUAUACGGACCCAUACUGGAGAAAAGCCAUAUCACUGUGAUAUCUGUGGUAAAUCAUUCUCUGAUAAAUGUGUCUUACGUAAUCACAAACAAAUUCAUGUGGGAGAGAAACCAUAUCGCUGUGAUAUCUGUGGUAAAUCAUUCUUUGUAAGUAGUUGCUUAACCAAUCACUUACGCAGUCAUACAGGAGAGAAGCCAUACAGAUGUGAUAUCUGUGGUAAAUCAUUUUCUGUAAAGGGUAAUUUAACUAGUCACAUACGCGUUCACACAGGAGAGAAACCAUUUCAUUGUGAUAUCUGUGGCAAAUCAUGCUCUGUAGAAAGUAACUUAAAACAACACAAACGUAUUCAUUCGGGGGAGAAACCAUAUCCCUGUGAUAUCUGUGGUAAAUCAUUCUCUCAGAUUAUUCACUUAACUAGACACAAAUGCAUUCAUAUAAGAAAGAACUGAUAUUAUUGAGAAAUCUUUGUUGCUUAACUGUCCGUGCAUGGCUUUUCUCUUGUAUGUUGUUAGGAAAGGAAUUCAGUUUUAAAAAUCAUGCCAAGACAGACAGUGCUGCUUAGUACAGUCCCAGCAUGAAAGAUGCACAUUAAAUUAUGAUGAAAAUAACCAUUAAUUCUUUACGUUAUGAGUUCAAAUUUCUACUGAGGUUACCUUUGCCUUUCAUCCGUUUGGAGUCAGCAAAAUAAUUACCAUUGGAAGAGAGGGUGGGGUCCGAUGUAAUCAUCUUCACACCUCCCCCGAAAUUCCUGGCCUUGUGCCAAAACUUGAAACAAGCAUGACAACUCAUUCUCUGACACUUAUCUAAUAUAAAUUUAAAUAUAUUCUCACUGGAAAAAAAAAAAUGUACAAUGGUGAUAAGAACCUUCAAGAACUACAUUUUCUCUCCGUUUAUCUAGAACUGAGUUAAUUUAUCACUACUACUUUUUGAUAAAAAUAAAACAUUCUUUUAUCAUA
Octopus bimaculoides (California two-spot octopus) is the source of this 3038-nucleotide messenger RNA. RefSeq lists its product as uncharacterized. Gene Ontology annotation, biological process: regulation of transcription by RNA polymerase II. Lineage: Eukaryota; Metazoa; Mollusca; Cephalopoda; Octopoda; Octopodidae. The record is from RefSeq and is a predicted model, not a curated record. Gene Ontology annotation, molecular function: DNA-binding transcription factor activity, RNA polymerase II-specific; RNA polymerase II cis-regulatory region sequence-specific DNA binding.